Molecule: messenger RNA, 647 nt
Organism: Mytilus californianus (California mussel)
Lineage: Eukaryota; Metazoa; Mollusca; Bivalvia; Mytilida; Mytilidae
Product: complement C1q tumor necrosis factor-related protein 4-like
Exons: 4
Coding region: 1-609 (202 amino acids)
Molecular function (GO): protein binding
Source: RefSeq, a predicted model, not a curated record
AUGUUAAGAUUUUCCGGUUUAAUAGUAUUGAUUUUCGUGCUACACCAUACUGAUGCAUUUUUUCCUUUGAUGCCAGGAGAUCAUGUAAUACCGCAUCACCUCCUUCGAGUGGCACACACAAAUAAGUUCGUGGCAUUCUCAGCAGGUUUGACACAACUCGCGACACUUCAUGCCUCGCACAAUGAUACAGUUCCAUUCGAUAGAGUGUUCCUUAACCUUGGUGGGGGAUACAACAACACAAAUGGAAUUUUUACCAGUCCAAGAACUGGUACCUACGUUUUUAUGUACUAUGCCUUAGCUCAACAGAACAAGCAACUGCAGCUGGAUUUGUACAGAAAUGAUGACUAUAUUGUUGGUUCUUAUGCUCACGUGACGUCUGAUUAUGGCAGUGUCAGUAAUUCUGUCAUUCUAGGUCUGGAUGAAAAAGACACUGUUCACAUCAAGGCUCACACAGAUGACUUCUUGUACGGACAGCCUGAUGAGAUUUACACAUCAUUUACUGGUUUCAUGUUGGUACCAGACGAAGGAAGAACACAGCAUGGAACACACGGAAAAGAAGAAAAUGACGAACAGACAAACAACAGUCCACAAAACGAUACAGAAAAGUAAAGAUUGAGCGACACGAAACCCACCAAAAAGCUAAUGAG